Messenger RNA from Schistosoma mattheei, 5251 nucleotides. NCBI's taxonomy places the organism in Eukaryota, Metazoa, Platyhelminthes, Trematoda, Strigeidida, Schistosomatidae. The record is from the annotation of a GenBank genome assembly.
GAAAAAAGAGAAAAAAGAAAAGAAAAAAGGAAAAAUAACGAAGAAAAAAAUUAUUAGAAAUCAACUCAUCAUUAGUGUUUCAUGUGUAUAUAUAUGUAUAUAUCACUCAAUUAAAGAAAACUAUAUACACUGAACAUUCAAUAUAAGAUAUUCAACAGAUUGUUUAUUAUAUUAUCAUUGAAAUGAUUCAAAGGAUCCAUCUUGAUGGAUUUUAUAUUAUGAAUAAUAUUCAUGAUGGAAUUAUAUAAUUCUAUGUUUAUUUUAUAUUAUUGUAUAUUGUUCUGAUUAUGGAAAAUCAUCUUGAUCAUAAGUGUAAUGAUACAGAACCUGAUUCAAAGUUAUUUUAUGAAAAGAUUCAACGAAAUUAUUCAGACUGUAAUCAACCAUGGAAUAUACUUGGUGAAGUUAUUAAACAAGUGAAACAAGAAUGUUUUGAACGUGUAAAAUGUUUGGAACAAGAAAAUUUAAUUCUUCAACAACGUUAUAAAGAACUUGAAGAAAGGGUUUUACCUCUAACAAAAUCAUUAAAUGGACAAGAAGAUCUUAAAGAAUAUUUAAAACUUUUAUAUUCUAAUCAAAUGAAUUCAACUACAGUAAAUUUAACAUCAACUUCAUAUGUUAAUAUGAAGAAUUCUAAUACAAUGGAACUGCUAACUAAUCUUUUACUUUAUACAAAUCUAUCGCAAAAAGAUAUCCUAUUAAAUUAUCAUCAAUUACAUAAAAGAGUAGCUCAAUUGGAACGAAUUAAUUCUUUAUUAUGUUCAAUUAUAUGUGACGGUGGAUUCAUUUCAAUCUUAGAUAAGAAACUAUUAAACUAUAAUAAUACUAAUCAUGAAACAAAUUCAACAUUCCAUUCCCGUUUAAAGAAUUUAUCAAGGAUGAAUUAUCACUCAGUAGAAAAUUUAUCUUUAUAUAAUACUACUAGUGAAACUACUGAUAAACACAAUACAAUUUCAUACAACAAUAUUAAUACUACCACUAGUACUAGCGCUAGUACUGCUACUACUACUACUACUGCUACUGCUACUGCUACUAUUACCACUACUACUGCUAUUAAUACUAGUACUACUACUAAUAAUAAUAAUAGUGACAUUAAAACUAAUGAUUUUGUACAGAAUACUAGGGAUAAUUAUCAGUUAUCUUUAUCGAAUAAAUGUACAGUUCAACACCGACCGACUACUAACCGACCAACAGUUCAACAACCGUUUGAUUCUACAAAUAUGAAUAUUUCACAAUUUUAUAAAGAACAACAAUUGAAUUCAAUAAAAUUCACCUGGAUACAAUCAAAAUCUUUACCUAAUUUAAAAAUCAAUUCAAAAAUAACAAAAAAAACUUCAUUAUGGAAAAAUUCUUUCAAUCAUUCAUUAUCUUUACUUCCUAUCACAAAUUAUUCCAUUCAACAUUUUAAUAAACAAACAAAUUUUAUCAAUAAUUUAAAAAUAUCACCUAAAACAAAAAGUUUACCAUUAUUAUCAUCAAUUGAUUAUUGGAAAAAUACAUUGAAAACUUCUUUAUUCAAUCAUAUUCAUUUUAUACAUUCAUAUUCAUUAUGUAAUUUACAUAGGAAUAAUAAUAUUCCAUUGAAUACUAUGAUGCAAGUCAAUUCUUAUUCAUCAAAUGAUCAUAAAUUAUUAAUCAAUCAUAUUAAUUCAGAUCAUAAUAAUCAUAAAGAGGAUCAUCAUUUAAAGGUUAAUCAUUGUAUUGAAAAGAAAAUAAGUAAUUCUAUUCAACAACCUAAAGUUUAUGUAACAUCUAAUCAAAGUAUUGAAUAUUUAUCAAAUUCAAAACAAAUUUUAUGCAGGGAUCAAAAGUUACGUUAUCAUUAUCCAUUACGUUCUACAAUAUUUCAUUCAAAUACAAUGAAAUUAAUGAAUAUCAAAAAAUUCACUAAAAGUUAUGAUUUAGAAAGUCAUUUAACUUAUUAUGAUACAUUUCGUAAAUUUCAUAAUGCACGUAAAAAUUUACAAUUUGGUGUAUUUAGUGAUACAGAAUUAUUAACUAGUAAAUUUACAAUUACAUCUACGGAUGAUUCUGCUAUUGAUAGUUGUUGUGAUGAUGAUCAUAAUGAUGAUGAUGAAUUACAUAGUUCUAUAGAUUCAUUAUAUAUUAAAAAUUAUUUCAUCAAAUCAAAUAGAAAAAGAAAUGAUGUAGUGACGAGUAAUAAUAAUAACAAUAAUAAUAAUAAUAGUUGCCAUGGCAACAGUAAUAAUCAAGAUACUAAUCAUAGUAACGGUAAUAGAUUGGAACGGAUAUCAACUAUAUCAGAUACAAAUGUUCAUAAUAAUGAGAAAUAUGAUAAUCAUUCUAAUGAACCAUUGAAUUCAAUCAAUAUUGAAAUGAAAAGAUCAGUAAUUGAAAAUACAAAUAAAAAUUACACUUCCAUUGUAUCUAAUGAGAAACAGAAAAGUAUUGAAUGUAAUAAUACAAUACAAACAUUGAAGAAUAUUAAUCCACCGGAAGUAAACAAUGUUUUAGAAUGUAGAAAACAUUCUUUGGAUCCAAAAUCCCUUAAAAAUUCUCCUGAAAUCUCAAGUGAUUCCCAAUGUAAUCUCAAAGUUGUUGCUCCACCACCAGUGGUAAUCUAUCGGAGAAGAUUUCAGAAGCUUCCAUCGAAAAGAAUAUCAAAGUUUACUGAUCGACAAAGAUCUGCUAAUUGUAAAAAUUUGGAAGAAAUAAAGUCCUCUGUAAAUAAGACUGAAAAUACAAUGAACACUACUCUAACUGUUGAUAAUCAAUUACAGACAGAAAUGAAACAGUCAAACAUAACUUUAUCUAGUGAGAAUAGUCAUAGUAAUAACUCACAAGUGAUUAAAGUAACCUCUCAGUCGAAUAUGUCUACUUCUGAUUUAAUCUUACCAGAACAAAAUAAACUUUCUUUACAAAAUGUUACAACCAGACCGCAACACUUCUCAAAUAAUAAAACAUCGUCAUCAUCAUCAUCAUUAAUAUCUAUUUCACAGAAUUCAAAAAUGAGACUACCUCAAUAUGACGGUACUACAACAAGUCUGCCAGUAUCACCGAUCGUAUCUUCUUGUUCUAAUGAAAUGAAACAUUUUGUAAAUGAUAAACUUAUUCCUAACUAUUCUCAUUGUAUAUCAUCGUCUAUGAUAUUGAAACCAACAACAAAUCAUAUCAAUCAAUCUUGUAUUUCUAACACAUUGAAUUCCUCUGAAAUUCAUCGUCUAAGAACUAUAUCACAUAGUCCAAUGAAAUCUCUUUCCAAUACAACAUCAAACAAUCAAAAAGAUUUUAAAACAAACUUUAUUUCAUCAUCAUCAUCAUCAUCAUCUCCUUCUUCUUCUUCUUCUUCAAAAUCAUCUCCAACAUCACCAAUUUUACCAUUAAAUACUAACAUUUCUAACAUCAUAUCUAAUGACAAUUGUAGUUUACAAUCAUCAGUGGUUGAUAGUAAAACUAUGUUCACUGAAAAGAUUCCAAAGAUCCCUCUUCCUACUGCUACUCCUUCUUGUUCUUCCUCUUCUCCGUCUUCUUCUUCUUCUUCUUCAAAUACGACAGCUAUGACAGAUUCAUCUUUGAAAAAGUUCAGUAAAAUUAUUAAUAAACCUAAAGUUCAUUCAGAGAAAUUACAUAGACGUACAAUUUAUAAUAAUCAAAUGACAGAAUAUAAUAAACUUACUCCUUUAUUAUCUAUACCACCACCUAUACCACCACGUACUACAUCAAGAUCACAAUCAAAUCAAGGAAAAAUGAUAAUACUAAAGUCGAAAUGUCUUAGUGUUCAUAAUAGUCCUUAUAUGUCUAAUCUAAAUGAAGUGAAUAGUCUUAAAGAUACAAGCAGUUGUUAUCAUAAUUACUCUUUAAAACUUCAUUCAUCACCUGUAAAUCAUGGUAAAUUCAAUAUGAAUCAAUCACAAAAUGAAUCUUUGAAUGAACUAAACAAUGUAAGUAAUAAUAAUAAUAAUAGGAAAUUAUCAUCUUUAUCUUCACAAUGGAAACGUCCAAUUCAAUCUAAAAUAGCUACAGCUGUUGAAACACUUUAUAAACGUCCUAUAGAACAUUCAAGUAUUUCAACAACAUCAAUAUCAUCAUCAUCAUCACCAUCAUCAUCUUCAGGGAUUAUUUUCACAACUCCUCAUGAUGAUCAUCAUUUAACUGAUUCAUCAAAAUAUAUUACUAAUAAAAGAUGUCAUAAACAGUAUAACAAUAAACAGAAUAUAAAGGAUAUGAAUAAUGAACAAAUAGAGCAUAGAUUAAUAUAUUCAACAAAUUAUUGUAAUCAUACAAUAGAUAAUACAGAUUUUCAUGCUCAAUUAAAUACAACUACUACAAUAACAACAUCAAUAACACCAAUAAAUGAGAAUAAAUUAAUUGAAACUUCAUAUCCACAUCAACAAUGUGCAUUACAUUUACAAAAAUAUUCUCAUUCUUAUCUUCCACAACAUCACCAUCAUCAUCACCACCACCACCAGCAGCACCACGACCACCACCAUCACCAGCAACAACAACAACAACAACCAUUGUAUCAUUCUCAACAUUCACAACUGUUCCAACCAAAUUUACAUUAUCAUCAUCAUCAUCAGCAGCAGCAGCAUCAGCAUACAGUCAAUGAUAAUCCCACUAGUCAUAAUAUAACAAUAUCUGAUCCAUUCAUUUAUACUAAACAUCCAUCAUCAAUUUAUACAAUAAACAAAUUAUUAAAUAAUAAAUAAAUUAAAACAAAAAAAACCAAUGACACUAUUCAACUAUCAUGUCAAUAUAAACUAAUGUCAUGUACAGUGUUAUGAGUGUAUCAUUUAGUUGGAUAAUAAAGAGUAGGUAGGCGGGGGACUAGGGUAAUGUACACAAUACACAUAGGUGAUAUUAUGAAGAAAGAGAAGAAGAAAAAUAAGAAGAAGAAGAAGGAGAAGAAGAAGAAGAAGAAGAAAAGGAACAGAAUGACACUACCUAUGUUUGUUUGUUCGUUUGUUUUUUCACCUUACCUAUUAUGACCAUUUCAAUAAAACAAUCAAUCAAUAGUAGGUACUAUACUACUAAAUGAUUACUGUACAGUUGUAUAGUAAUGGAUUAAUGUUUAUUAAUUUAUAUUUCUUUUCAUAAUGUAUAAUCUAAUGUAUGAUUUUGAGAUAGGAGAGAAGAUUUAUAGCUCAGGUGAAUGAUUUUGAUGAAGUUUUGUUCUUUUUCUAUUGAAUUAGAUAAUAGUUCCAUGAUCAAACUAUCUAGCUCAAAGUACAAAAUCGAUGUCUGAUUAAUGAACAUAAUAAUACUAAUAAUAAUAAUGUAUAAUAUAAAC